Messenger RNA from Saccostrea cuccullata (small rock oyster), 1593 nucleotides. Its product is annotated as splicing factor U2AF 50 kDa subunit-like. The transcript has 12 exons. Gene Ontology annotation, biological process: mRNA processing. Bases 83 to 1414 code for a protein of 443 amino acids. Lineage: Eukaryota; Metazoa; Mollusca; Bivalvia; Ostreida; Ostreidae. Gene Ontology annotation, cellular component: commitment complex; U2AF complex; U2-type prespliceosome. Gene Ontology annotation, molecular function: pre-mRNA 3'-splice site binding; poly-pyrimidine tract binding. The record is from RefSeq and is a predicted model, not a curated record.
UUGAUCUUGCCGAACCUUGUUUUUUUAUUUACCAACGCGCUUCCGGAACAGGCCACGCCAUUUUGUUUAGAACAAGGACGCAAUGAGUGAUAACGACUUCCAAGAUUUUGAGCGUCAGCUCGCAGAAAAUCGGUCUGCAGAGAUUGAAAAAGACAAAGGCAGCAACAGAAGACGCUCAAGGUCACGUUCCAGAGGUCGGAGGUCACGAAGUCGAGAAAAGAAAAGAUCCAGAUCUAAGGAUAGAGAAAGAAAGCGAAGAUCAAGAAGUCGAUCAAGGGAGCGUGGCAGAAAGAGGAAGAAGCCUUACAAGUACUGGGAUGUCCCCCCUGCCGGGUUUGAACAUAUGUCACCAAUGCAGUAUAAAGCUAUGCAAAGUGCUGGCCAAAUUCCACAGGCUAUAUCUGUUCCGAAUGUAGCCCUGACUAAUACAACAGUUCCCUUUGCUGGCAGUGCCAUCAGCCGACAAGCUAGACGAUUGUAUGUGGGCAACAUACCAUUUGGUGUUACUGAGGAAGCCAUGAUGGAUUUCUUUAAUCACCAAAUGAAGAUGACAGGAUUAGCUCAGGCUGAAGGAAGUCCGGUCAUUGCUGUCCAGAUCAACCUGGACAAGAACUUUGCCUUCUUGGAGUUCCGCUCUGUGGAUGAAACUACCCAGGCCAUGGCUUUUGAUGGUAUCAACUUCCAGGGUCAGUCAUUAAAAAUCAGACGCCCCCGAGAUUACCAGCCCCUCCCGGGAAUGGCAGAAACCCCCUCCGUCAAUGUGCCAGGAGUGGUAUCUACUGUGGUACAGGACUCACCACACAAAAUCUUCAUUGGUGGACUGCCCAACUAUCUGAAUGAGGAUCAGGUGAAGGAAUUGCUGACCUCCUUUGGACCAUUGAAGGCCUUUAACCUGGUAAAAGACAGUGCCACAGGCUUGUCUAAGGGAUACGCCUUCUGUGAAUAUGUAGACCCCAAUGUCACAGACCAGGGCUGUGCAGGGCUGAAUGGUAUGCAGCUAGGAGAUAAAAAAUUAAUUGUACAAAGAGCCAGUUUAGGUGCAAAGAACUCUCAAGUGCCGGUUCAGCUCCAGAUUCCUGGUUUGAACCUGAACCAGGGAGCGGGUCCUCCUACAGAGGUUUUGUGUCUGAUGAACAUGAUCGUCCCCGAGGAGCUGGAGGAUGAGGAGGAAUAUGAAGACAUUUUGGAAGACGUUAAAGAGGAGUGCUCGAAAUAUGGAGUGGUGCGAAGCAUUGAAGUCCCAAGACCUAUCAAAGGGGUGGAAGUUCCAGGGUGUGGAAAGAUUUUUGUGGAGUUUAAUUCUAUCAUCGACUGUCAGAAAGCACAGCAGGCUUUGACUGGGAGAAAGUUCUCUAAUCGUGUCGUGGUGACCUCAUACUAUGACCCAGACCAAUACCACAGAAGAGAGUUUUAAAUCGAGACCAAUCUGUAUUAAUAAUACUUUUCAUUUGCUAACAAUUUGAAUUUCGUCCUCAUUUUUUAAUUCACUAUAAAGACUUUUUUCAGCUGACGAAAAAGUUUUCAUUUCAUACACAAUUAAUUCAGUAUGUUGUGUGGUAUAAUUUUAAAAUGUAAUAAAUUUUGUUCAGCCUC